Molecule: messenger RNA, 755 nt
Organism: Eucalyptus grandis
Lineage: Eukaryota; Viridiplantae; Streptophyta; Magnoliopsida; Myrtales; Myrtaceae
Product: F-box protein CPR1-like
Exons: 1
Coding region: 114-584 (156 amino acids)
Molecular function (GO): protein binding
Source: RefSeq, a predicted model, not a curated record
CUCCACCCGUGUCCGGCAGUGGCCUUGGGACCUCUCGAGAAAGCCGGCUACGGGCCAUCGCCGACCCAAUCGACCGCGUCCGAGAUCUCUCCUGUUUCCGUUUUGCCCAAACAAUGGCUGAAAGUAUACCCGAGGAUGUCGUCGUCGACAUACUCUUGAGGUUACCAGCGAAGUCGCUGGUGCGAUUCAAAUGGGUCUGCAAGCAGUGGCGGUCUCUGAUCUCCGACCGGGCCUUUGCCAAGUGGCAUCUGCAGAGGCUGAAGGCAGGGGAUUUGAUCCCUAGCCAGAGAAUCAUCAUCGGUGGCGGCAUCGGCCCCCUCAAGACCGUGGACUACGAAGCGCUCGACGGCGGCGGCGAGGGUCGCGUGGUGGUACCUCAUGGGAUCAAACCUUUGCAGGAGUCCCGCAUCGUGGGGUCCUGCGAUGGCCUGUUAUGUUUAAUUGGCCCCAGCAAUUUUGUCAUAUAUAACCCGACCACCAGGGAGUAUAUCGGGUUGCCCGGUUCCGAUUUUGUUGAUCAAGCUACGUUAUUCAGUGGAGCCAGAAAUAAUUCAUUUUACGGAUUCGGAUAUGACUCAUUCUGAUGACUACAAAAUAGCCCUAGUAGUAGGGGAUGUUGUUGAAGUUGAAAAUGGGAAGGUGGCAAUAUUUUCGCUCAAAUCCUGUUCCUGGAGGAUGACGAUGAUAGAAGUUCCGUUCCAGGAAGAGGGAGUCGAAUGUUGCGGCCCAGCCCUUUAUUGGAAAGGGGCCUUACA